Fibroporia radiculosa is the source of this 573-nucleotide messenger RNA. RefSeq lists its product as uncharacterized. The coding region runs from base 1 to 573 and encodes 190 amino acids. Lineage: Eukaryota; Fungi; Basidiomycota; Agaricomycetes; Polyporales; Fibroporiaceae. The transcript has 6 exons. The record is from RefSeq and is a predicted model, not a curated record. Gene Ontology annotation, cellular component: intracellular membrane-bounded organelle; cytosol; membrane. Gene Ontology annotation, molecular function: calcium ion binding.
AUGGGGAAGUCGCAGAGUAAGUUAUCACCUGAACAGCUUGCCGACCUCCAGAAGCAUACGUACUUCGAUAAGCGGGAGCUCCAACAAUGGUACAAGGGCUUUCUCAAGGAUUGCCCCUCUGGCCAGCUUGACAAGACCGAGUUUGGUCGUAUAUACAAGCAAUUCUUUCCCUUUGGCGAUCCCGGCGAGUUUGCCGACUAUGUCUUCAAUGUCUUCGAUGAAAACAAGAACGGUACCAUCGAUUUCAAGGAGUUCAUCUGCGCGCUCAGCGUAACAAGCAGGGGUCGCUUGGAUGAAAAGCUCAAAUGGGCAUUCCAACUCUAUGACAUCGAUGGAGAUGGUUUUAUAACAUAUCAAGAAAUGCUCAAAAUCGUCCAGUCAAUCUAUAAGAUGACGGGUCAGAUGGUCAAGUUGCCCGUUGAUGAAGACACACCUGAGAAGCGUGUGGACAAGAUCUUCAGAAAUAUGGAUCGCGACAAAGACGCCAAGCUGACCUACGAAGAAUUUGUUGAAGGAAGUAAACAAGAUCCUACGAUUGUACAGGCAUUAUCAUUAUACGACGGUCUUGUGUAG